CUAGCACUGAAGGACUAGAUUUCAGAUCAACUGGAGCCAUCUCGCCGUUGAGUUCCUCCCUGGCAAUGGAGAAGUUGGUUACCGGUCUCUUUGUGUUUCAAAUGUGGGUCUGUUACCGGUGAAUAGAAACUAGAGGUUGAAGAAGAGAGAAGAAAGCAUCCAUUUUCGUCUGCACUUCAUUUUGUUGCUCAAGUAUCUGCAACAAUGAUCUCCUCAAGAACCAGAACUGGGUUGUUUGAAGCGCCGCACAAGACCUCUCCUGCUACUCCUAGGGCUAACAAAUUGAGUAGAGCAGGAAGCAAGUCUGAACAUGAAUCUUCUCCCUCCCCUCUUCAACCCGGCAGGCUUUCAGUUGAUAGGUCGCCUAGAUCGGUCGAUUCUCGGCCGAGAUCGGUUGAUUCAAGACCCGGGGAACGACGAUCGCCCAAAAUCGCUACGCCUGAGAAGCGCGUGGUUAAGGGACCGGAGUUGCAGAGCCAACUGGGGCUUCUUCAGGAAGAUCUGAAGAAAACAAAGGAGCUGUUAGAGAAAACCGAGGCUGAGAAAUCAAAAGCAAUUGAAGAUCUGAAGGAAGCAAAGAGAGCUGCUGAGGAAGCGAAUGAGAAACUGAGUGAGGCACUUGUUCUCCAGAAGCGAGCUGAAGAGAAUUCUGAGAUUGAGAAGUUCCGGGCAGAUGAAUUGGAGCAGGCGAGCAUCGAUGCGGCUCAGAACAUUGAGCAGAAGUGGCAGUCGGAAAUUGAGCUUGUGAAGAAGCAGCAUUUAGAUGAGGUGUCGGCAUUGCUCUCUGCAAAUGAGGAGGUGGACAGGAUCAAGCAGGAGCUAGCCAUGGUAGCUGAAGCAAAGAAUGCAGCUCUGGUUCAUGCGGACAGUGCAAUGAAAAUUGCAGAGGAGAAUGCUAAGAAAGUGGAGGAUUUGAACCGGGAGUUGGUUCAAGUUAGGGAAACGUUGGAUACAACUCGUGCCUCUCAGUUGGCUGUGAAUGAAGAAAAGGCUAUGAUUGAUGCAAUGUGGGAAUCCAAAGCGAAGGAGGCUUCUGAAUUGGUGGAAAGAUUGGGUUUUGAAAUUGAAUCCUUAAAACAAGAACUUGCGAGAGCAAGGGUGGCUGAGGAGAAACUUGUGGAAACUGAAGGAAUGAUUGAAAAGCUGAAAGUUGAACUUAAUGAUGCCAAAAAUUCAGAGUCUGAUGCUGUGGAUUCGGCUGCAGCCUGGAAGAAAAAGGUGGAAUUGUUGGAAGUUGAAGUCACAAAAGCAAAAUCUUCUGAGAAAACUGCAAACGAAUCUGUAGUUUCAUUGCUGAAACAGUUGGAGGAGAGCAACAAGUUCCUCCAGGAGGCUGAAGCCCAAAUAGUUUCACUUACAGAAAGCAUUGAAUCUUUGGAGAUGUCACUUGGAAAACAGCAAGGUGAUCUGAAAAAAUCAGACCAGCAAAUUGAGGCAGCCAAAGCAGAAGCAGAUUCUAUGGCAAAUACAAUUGAGACUCUAAAAAAGGAGAUUGAGAGGUUGAAGGAGGAUAAGGCACAGGCUAAUGAGAAUGAAGAGAUGAUAGCUUUGAAGAUUCAAAGUCUGAUGGAGGAGAAGAGCAAGCUCAGUGAUGAGCUACGAGUAGCUAGAGAAGAAGAAGAGAAAAGUAAGAAUGCAAUGGAUGAUUUAGCUCUGGCUUUACGUGAAGUUUCCAUGGAGACCAAUAAAGUCAAAGAAAGUCUUGCUACUACUGAAGACCAACUUGCAGAGGCACGAUCCCAGAUUGAAGAUCUGAAGAUGGUGCUUCAAGUGACAGAGGAAAAAUAUCAGGUUCUGGUUGGUGAAGCAAGGAAGGAGGUUGAUCACUAUAAAGAUAUUGCUCUGAAGAAUGACCUUGAAUUGCAAAGCUCAAGGGCAGAUUGGGAGGAAAAGGAACUUAAAUUCUUGAGUUGUAUGAAGAAAUCAGAGGAAGAAAUCAUGCUUCUUAAAGAGGAGUCGGAUAAGUUGGCUGGUUCCUUUAAAGCUGCAGUUUCUGAAGCUCAAAUGGCAAAGGAAGAUGGUAUCCAACUGCAAGAUUCUUUUGGCCAACUGAAGGCUGAAGCUGACGCUGCAAGGCAAGCUACUGAAGAUGCAACACAUGAGAGUCUGCGGUUGAAGGAGAUUCUUCAUGACAAGGAGAAUGAGCUAGCAAGGAUCAAUCAAGAAAAUAAAGAUCUUCAUGCCAGAGAAGCUGCUGCUUUGGAGAAAAUUGAAGAGCUGACAAAACUGUUAGAAGAAAGAACCUCAAUAAGAGCCAAGGAAGAUGAUCAAUUAGUGAACAAAGAGAAGAGCCUGGAAGUGACAAGGAAAGCUGAGGUUGUUGAUGAAGCACCAUGUGAGAAUAUCAAUGAGAAAUCUAUUUUGGUUGUUACCCCAGAUAACAUAGAGAAGCAGGAUGAAGAUAAGGUCUCUGUUAAUGUUGAUCUAGUAGAACUAAAACCGGAGUCUGAAAAUGGGAACGGGAAGGGCAAUGAGAAUGGCAAGGACGAAGGUGAUUCUCUUGAUGUUGAGGUAUCAACAUGGGAAAACUGCAAGAUCAGUGACAAGGAGGCAUCCCCUAAGAGUAAUGGGCAGGGAGCUGUGGAUGAGGAUUUUGACUCGAAAAUGGACUGUGAUGAUUUAAUCCAGACAAAUGGAUUAGCAACAGAAAGUGCAGAGAAUGGUGCAAACAUGCUGCAAACACAGCAACAUAAAAAGAAGAAGGCAUUGUUGCACAAGUUUGGAGGUCUCCUGAGAAAAAAAAAUAGCCACAAGUAGCAUAUUCAGAAGUACAGAAGUUUCUGGUGACUAUAUUGCAAAGGUUAACUUGAUGGAAGGUCUGCCUCUUAGCAUGGACUUAAGUUGCUCAACUGAGGUCCUGAUUUACAGAUUAAAGUUUUCACUUGCUCAUUCCUGGUCAUAUGUGUGCGCAAAAUUUUUGGGUUGUUGUAGCUCACUUCCGAAGUGUUGAGCAAACAGUGAAGGUGAAGUACUGAUCUACAGCUAGAUAGGGCAACUCUUGCUAAAACCACCAAUGAAAAUUUCAAGUUUGCAGACUCAGCGGUUGUCCGAGUGAACUGGUGACAGCCAGAGUUUGGGUUCUGUGGUUUCACAAUUGUAGUAUGGAAGAAAAGGACUCCUGCACAUGCAGAGUCGUGUAUGUAUGCGUGCAUGUCUGUUUCUGUACGUAUUUUGUGCGCUUCUCUUGGUUGGCGAUCUAGCUUGUCUGUAACCCACAUGGUGGACAUGAUUAUUUUAAACUUUUAUUGCCUGGAAC
Molecule: messenger RNA, 3256 nt
Organism: Nymphaea colorata (pocket water lily)
Lineage: Eukaryota; Viridiplantae; Streptophyta; Magnoliopsida; Nymphaeales; Nymphaeaceae
Product: WEB family protein At5g16730, chloroplastic-like
Exons: 4
Coding region: 205-2757 (850 amino acids)
Biological process (GO): reciprocal meiotic recombination
Source: RefSeq, a predicted model, not a curated record